Canariomyces notabilis is the source of this 404-nucleotide messenger RNA. RefSeq names its product LSM-domain-containing protein. Lineage: Eukaryota; Fungi; Ascomycota; Sordariomycetes; Sordariales; Chaetomiaceae. The transcript has 4 exons. Bases 41 to 331 code for a protein of 96 amino acids. The record is from RefSeq and is a predicted model, not a curated record. Gene Ontology annotation, cellular component: U4 snRNP; U5 snRNP; U1 snRNP. Gene Ontology annotation, molecular function: RNA binding. Gene Ontology annotation, biological process: mRNA splicing, via spliceosome; spliceosomal snRNP assembly.
CUUUCUUCGACGAUCACCAACAUCACAACAUCGACGCGCAAUGACCGGCCGAGGUGGUGGCGGCGGUCGCCGGGUCUUGCUCCCACCGAUCAAUUUCCUCUUCCGUUUGCUGCAGCAGCGCACAACAGUUCAAAUCUGGCUUUAUGAGCAAUUGUCCAUCCGCAUUGUCGGCACUAUCCGCGGAUUUGACGAGUUCAUGAAUCUUGUUAUUGACGACGCCGUCGAGGUGAAGCAAAUCACCAAGACUAACGACACCGAGACACGAAGGCCCUUGGGGCAAAUCCUCCUGAAAGGCGACAACGUCUCCCUCAUCCAGAGCCUGUCGGGUUGAAAGAGCAGGGCAAGACAGAACUCAAUUCACUGAUUCACGGCGCAAAGUUGGCAUAUUACCACAAGGGGAUCCC